CACUUGAUUACGGUGUACUGACUAUGCGCAACGUGUAUAAAGUUCUAGCUCGGCAGUACGACCCUCUGGGUUUCAUAUUACCCUACACAACCCGCGCUAAGUUGCUUGUCCAAAGCAUGUGGGAUAAGCACCAUCACUGGGAUGACCCCCUCCUCCCUCAGGAGCUCCAGUUAGCUUGGAAGGAGUGGGAAGACGAACUCCAUCUGUUGCCUCGCAUAACCUUACCCCGAUCCUAUGUUCCAGCUCACGUGAGUCAAACAGUUGUCUCUAGACAUAUCUACAUAUUCAGCGAUGCGUCAGAGAAAGCCUAUGGCUCUGUUUCUUACCUGCGGACCAAGGAUGCCCAAGGCCAAGUCUACCUGUCCUUCCUGGCAGCGAGAUCAAGAGUCGCUCCCCGGCGACAACACUCCAUUCCACGUCUAGAGCUCUGCGGUGCCCUAACAGCAGCCCAACUGGCAAAGAUGUUAGAAGGGGAGCUGACCUUGGAGAUCGAUAAGAUUAUACUUUGGAGUGAUUCAACUACGGUACUUACCUGGCUGCAGUCGGAGUCGUGCCGUUUCAAAGUAUUUGUGGGCACCCGUGUAGCUGAAAUUCAGGAGCUCACGGAACCCAGUGCCUGGCGUUAUGUGGACUCCUCACUGAAUCCAGCCGAUGAUGUCACACGGGGUAAGACUCUUGGGGAGCUCGCCUUGCCUAAUCGCUGGAGCCAAGGGCCCCCUUUCCUCCUUAAGGAACCCCACGAAUGGCCAUCUCAAUUACCUAGGCUGCCUGAUUCAGAUUUGUCAGAGUACAGGAAGUCAGUUUCCUGCGGUACUGUAACUAACAGUGACUGGCCAUGUUCUCUACAAGGUGGCCAACACACUUGGAAGGAUCUGGUUGAAGCUACGGUGCAUGAACUUCACGGGGCGGCUGGACAGGGUAGUACUUUUACUGCUUCAGAUUAUCAUCAAGCAGAAAUGAUCAUUUACAAGAGAAUCCAGCAAGACUGCUUCCCAGAAGAACUACACCACCUCAAGAAGGGCAAGUCAGUACCCAACGGUAGUCGCCUACUUACCUUGUCCCCAGAGUUAGACCCUAAGGAUGCGAUCAUACGUGUUGGUGGUAGAUUGCGGGGGGCGGAAGUGCUCGAUUCUACUUUUAAACACCCGAUCGUCUUGGAUCCCAGUCACCCAGCCACCAAGCUCCUUAUACAGGACUAUGACACUCGUCUCUGUCACCCUGGACCUGAAAGGGUAUACGCAGAAAUGCGUCGCACUUUCUGGAUUCUGCGCGGGAGAGAAGCAAAUCGUCAUAUACAACAUCUCUGUAAGGAGUGUAGAAGAUGGAAGGCCAAGCCAUCGGUGCCCAAGAUGUCAGACUUACCAGUGGCCCGUCUGCGUCUUUAUAAGCCAGCCUUCUAUUCCACGGGUGUGGACUGUUUUGGGCCUUUCCAGGUGAAGUUGGGGCGCCGCUCUGAGAAGAGAUGGGGCAUUAUUUACAAAUGUCUCACCACACGAGCAGUACACCUGGACCUCUUACAUAGCUUGGAUUCGGACUCAUUUCUAAUGAGCCUCAGGAGAUUCAUUGCCCGUAGGGGUACGCCAGCUGAACUCUACUCGGAUCAGGGCACAAAUUUCAAGGCAGGAGAGAAAGAGCUUCGUGAGACAUUUGACGGUCUAUCCUCUGAGCUUCAGCAACUUCUAGCGAAGCAGAAGAUUGCUUUCCACUUCAACCCCCCGGCAGCACCUCAUUUCGGUGGGGCAUGGGAGCGAGAGAUAAGAUCGGUCAAAUCUGCUUUGUAUACAGUUAUUGGAGCUCAGCCGGUCUCUGAUGAAGUACUAUGUACCGUCUUGUUGGAAGUUGAGGCGAUACUGAACACAAAGCCACUGGGAUAUACCUCAGCCAAUAUAGCAGAUCUGGAUGCAAUCACUCCGAACAUCCUCUUGAUGGGGCGGCUGGAUGGUGCUUUGCCCCAGGUGGUAUACAACAAGAGUGAAGGCUUGAGCAGGAGAAGAUGGAGGCACUGUCAGGUCUUGGCAGACCACUUCUGGUCUAGGUUUAUCAGGUACUACCUGCCUAUCCUGCAGUCCCGACAGAAGUGGCAUACCACCAAUGUGGAUCUUGCCGUCAACUCUGUUGUUCUGAUGAUGGACCCACAGCUUCCCAGGGCUCUUUGGCAAGUCGGCAGAGUAACUAAGGUACAUCAGAGCGUUGAUGGUCGUGUAAGGUCAGCAGAUGUCCGGAUCAAGGACAAAGUCUACACCAGACCAGUUGCCCGUCUCAUUGCCCUUACAGCUAUCCCAGACUCAUAAUGGAUUCUGUCGUAGUGCCUAUGGAGUGGCUGAGCAGUGAGCCUUUCUCAGGAGCAAAUUGCAUGCAAUUUGGGGGCGGCUGUGUGAAAGUCUCACUAAUGACACUGAUUUACGACGCGAAUGGAUAAGAGCGCUCUCGCCCCACUUGCGGGGACUCUUAUUUUGACAGAGCGCAGCUCAUACGGUGGGAUGCUUCAGAGCGUGUGCGCGCGCACACCGCAAUCCAGUCUUGCAUCAGCGUUCAUCUUCAGAGAGAGCGAGCCGUGAAAUUCCCUGACUAAAUGCAGUUUUGAUCUUUAUGUUCUCUAUGAGUGUUUAAAGUUGUGUGCGUCCAGAGAGAAAGUGAGUACUACAAAUAGCACUGUUACUCAGGCUUAGUUGAUUGUUGUUUGCUUAGAUAUCGAUGUGGAAAGAGUUAUGACACAAAAUGGAUGCUAAUGUGAAGUAUAGUUAGUGUUUGAGUUUCAUCCAGUACAGUGUAAUUGCGUAAUUAUGUAUAAUUAUUAAACAUGUAAGCUGUGAAUUAUGUUUAAUAUUCUGCUGUAUUUAAUGACAACAUUGUGUUGAUGUUUGGGGAAGCCAGUAGUUUUAAUGUCAUUUAUGUUGUUAUGAGUGUGAUUGUGAUAAGAAAGAAGCAUUGUUUGUUAGAGCAUAUCUUUUAUUUGUUUUGUUACAGACCACACACAGUCAUACGCUUAUGCUGACACUCCUCAGGACAUAAAGCAAAGAUGAUAUCACUUAAUAUUCAUGCUCAUCUUCGAUCUGUGCACAGAGAGCACUGUUUAAUACAGCUAAUCAAGAUCUGGCUCCCCCUCUUCAUAUGCUUGUAUAAAUAUAUCUGUUAAACUGGAUUCCUUCUCCGAUUUUGGUGUUCUUAACGACACACCCGGCCCAGCUUCAACUCAUUAGCCACAGCUAGCACCUUACAGUCCUUAGCCCCUCAGCUACAAAGGGAAAGUAGAGUAGAGCGCAGUCUCGUGGGUACCCCCCGGCCGUGGGAAUGGACGAGGCCGGUGGAGUGAUUGGAGAUGUUUCGCUUGGUAGGCUUGUCACUGGCUUCCCAACUGUCUCUCAAAAUGUCCAAUGGACCUCGGAUCUGGUGAGCAAACAGUAAUUAAAAAGGAGAAAACCCGGUGGAUGCUUGGGGAACCUCACGGUAGGCAAGCAAAAGGGAAGAGGCAACGAAGAACAGCCAUCGCUUCUGGAACUUCAGGAUACCAUCAUUUCUGCCGUCAUUGACAAGAUAAACGAAAGAGCGGAUCAGACAGACAAGGCGGUACAGUACAAUACAGUCCAGAUAAAUGGUCUGAAAAAGUCUUUGGACUUUUGUCAUAAAGAAGUGGCAGAUCUGAAAAAACAGAAUAGCACCUUAAAAGCUUCAUGCGAGACACUCCAGAGAAAAGUCUGUGAAAUGGAAACCAAAGUAAAUGAGAGUGAUCGAUGCAGCCGACGACAGAACCUACGUUUGCACGGGAUCCCAGAGAGAGAGGAUGAAAACUUGAAGUCUCGUGUGCAAGAGGUCUGCCGUGCGGUGCUGUCGGCUAGUGAGGUUGGAGAAGUGAUUGAGGCAAUUGACGUUGUCCACAGAAUUGGGAGACGCAAAGAUGGCAAUUCCAAUCAGCAACCAAGACCAGUGAUCAUCCGGUUUAUAUCGAGAACAGCGAGAGACUUAAUCUGGAGGACAUCUAAGAAGAGUGAGUUCCUGAGCAGCAAGAAGCUUCGGUUCAAAGAAGACCUGACCGCUGAAGACAGAGCCAUUCGUGGCCGGUUCUGGCCAACUGUAGAAGCGGCAAGAAAGAGAGGAGAGAAGGCUUAUUUCGUGGGGAUCAGAACAUUUGUGAAUGGAAACAAAAUUAAAGACACUUGAAAAGGAAACAUCUUGUAUGCUUUGUUGAAGUGCAACCAUUUCUUAAGGUAACCCCACAUGCAGGGGCGUAGCAACCGGGGGGGACGGGGAGGACACGUCCCCCGCACUUUUAGAAACAGGUGAUUCUGACCCCUGCUAAUUUUUUUUCUUUUUU
Messenger RNA from Carassius auratus (goldfish), 4312 nucleotides. RefSeq lists its product as uncharacterized. Gene Ontology annotation, biological process: DNA integration. Gene Ontology annotation, molecular function: nucleic acid binding. The transcript has 2 exons. The coding region runs from base 24 to 2291 and encodes 755 amino acids. The record is from RefSeq and is a predicted model, not a curated record. Lineage: Eukaryota; Metazoa; Chordata; Actinopteri; Cypriniformes; Cyprinidae.